Messenger RNA from Leptosia nina, 543 nucleotides. The record is from the annotation of a GenBank genome assembly. NCBI's taxonomy places the organism in Eukaryota, Metazoa, Arthropoda, Insecta, Lepidoptera, Pieridae.
AUGUCGUGCGUAGUGCUGACGGAACGCGACGAGUACGGUAACGAUGUAGGCGUGUCGGCUAAGAGGUUGCCAGUUGCGUAUCUUCUAGUGGAUGUGCCCUGCGGAGUUGCGCCUAGCACGUCCCAGCCGACCUUCUGCCCUACUGCCACUUUUCCCCCCGCGAAUCGCCCGCUCCAAAACCAUAUACAGACACUCAAAGGACUACAUGAACAUAUCCAAGCUUCGCCCUCAUUCUUAGAGGCAAUGUCAGAUCUUCACGUCUUACUGUACUUAGCAACCAAUGAAGCUCUCCCGUUAACAAUAGAGCAACUGGAGCCGCUGCUGCAAGCAGUGAGGUCGAGGGACGAGCUCGCUGCGGAAAACUGGUGCAGCGAAGGACACGUUGCGACUUUACUACAACUGGCGGCGUGUGAUCAUCACUCUCCAGCCGCUAACAGUUCGUCGGAGGGCGGUGUAUGGACUUGUCAAUUGUGCACCUACCAUAAUGCAGCACCACUUGAUUCUUGCGAAAUGUGCGCAAUGCCCAGAAACAACGCAAUGUAG